AUGGCAAGGGGCUUGGGGACACUCUUGGGCCUCCUCUCUGUCCUCCCUUUCCUGCAGGCAGAGCAGACAGUGUUUAUAUCUGGUGACGAUGCAAACAAAGUUAUCAAGAGGCACAGGAGAGCCAAUUCCCUGCUUUUGGAGGAGGUCCUUCAGGGCAGCUUGGAAAGAGAGUGCCUGGAGGAAAGAUGCACACAUGAAGAAGCAAGGGAAGUGUUUGAAAAUGAUGAUAUGCUUAAAAUGUUUUGGGAUGCCUAUUAUGAGGGCAAGAGGUGCUCCUCAAACCCAUGCCAGCACAACGGCGUGUGCGAGGACAACAUCCGCAGCUACACGUGUACCUGCGUCGACGGCUACGAAGGGGAGAACUGCGCCUUCGCUAAAAACGAAUGUCGGCACGAAGCAAAAGAAGGAUGUCACCAUUUCUGCUACCCYGGAACGACAUCCUACCACUGCUCCUGUGCUGAUGGUUACAAGCUCGGCGAGGAUAAGAAGCAGUGCAUUGCGUUAGAUGAGUGUGCAUGUGGCACAGUGCAAGACACUAAUAGUGUGACAAGUGAAACCAGGAGGAAACGGGACAAGGGCUUUCCUUGGCAGGUGCUGCUGCUUAAUUCAGAAGGGAAGGGCUUCUGCGGAGGAGUGCUACUGAAAAGGAACUUUGUGUUGACAACAGCAGAGUGUGCCCUUCUGCACAGCAAUUUUGAAAUCAGGAUUGGUGCUGGGCACAACGGGACAGCAGGAGCAGAGAGCAGCGCGCGGGUGAGCGCCAUCCACGUGCACAUGCGCUACGACGCCGACACGGGCGACAACGACGUGGCCUUACUCCGRCUCCGAGCUCCCGUCGAGUGCAGCACCCACCAGCGGCCCGUGUGCGUCCCCGAGCGGGACUUUGCGGAGCACGUCCUGAUUCCCCACGUGGUGGGGACCGUCAGCGGCUGGAAAAGGGCCGGCGGGGGAGGCGAGGAGCUGCGGGUCUCCUAUGUCCCCGCUGAGGAUUGCCAGCGGGCGCUCAACGGCAGCCUCACGACCCGGCAGUUCUGCGGGCGCCGGCGGGAGGCCGCGGCCGGGCGCCUGGCUGGGGGCGGCUUCGUCGCCGCCGAGUACAAGGGCACCUGGUUUCUCACGGGGAUCUUGGGCUCCCGGCCGCCGGGAAACGGCGACUCGGAGACCUUCGUGUUCACCAACACCGCCAGGUACGYGGUGUGGUUUAAGCAAAAAAUGAAGUAAGACACAAACGCAACCAACUCUCCAGCACCAAACUCCUCCCGCUGCCUGCGAGGAAUCACAGAAUCCCAGAAKGGUUGAGGUUG
Messenger RNA from Nothoprocta perdicaria, 1304 nucleotides. RefSeq names its product protein Z, vitamin K dependent plasma glycoprotein (gene PROZ). NCBI's taxonomy places the organism in Eukaryota, Metazoa, Chordata, Aves, Tinamiformes, Tinamidae. The coding region runs from base 1 to 1221 and encodes 406 amino acids. Gene Ontology annotation, molecular function: calcium ion binding; serine-type endopeptidase activity. Gene Ontology annotation, biological process: proteolysis; blood coagulation. The record is from RefSeq and is a predicted model, not a curated record. Gene Ontology annotation, cellular component: extracellular region. The transcript is spliced from 8 exons.